UGCUACUCUUAAUUGAGGACAGACCAAAAUGGAAAUUGGUAACUCUUAUUCGGGGACGGAGGGAGUAAGUAAGUAGUUUCCUUAUUGCAUUCAUCAUCCUUUGAUUGUCAUAACUCAUAACAAAUUCAUAUGUUCUACUUUUGUUUUGUAUAGUUUUGUCUUUGCUUAAAGAUUCUUGCAGAUGCAGAUGCAGAAUCACCCCAAAAUGUCUGAAGAAGUAAAGAUCUCAUUGAAGGCCAUGAUAAACAAGGAGAGAACUAAGGUGCUAUUUGCCGAAUCCGAUGGCUAUUUUGUAAAUGUUUUGUUAAGCUUCUUAACAUUGCCUAUCGGAAGAAUCAUGAAGCUUUUGGAAAAACACUAUGGAGCAGACACACCAAUUAUAGGAUGCCUAAACACUUUGUACAAUAGCAUAGUGAAUCUUGAUAGUCGCUAUUUUUGGACGGAGAAUGCCAAGCAGAUUCUGAUUAAUCCAAUAUCUUCAUUCGAUAGCGAUGAUGUUAGUGAAUCCGAGCCGUGUGACAUUGAUCGUAAAAGUGGAGUAUUUAUCGUAGAUACAACAACUUUCAUCAUCUCGGAUGAUAUGCAGAUAAUGCCAAAGCUUGUUCAAACAGCUAGCAUUAUUAACAUCACAGAAAAAGAAGGUGUGGAAUUACUGAAUGUGACUUUUGGGCUCAGUGAGAUUAUGGAUUUGCUCACUGCAUCUAUAUUUUCCGAGACGCCAUUGUCAGACGUCAUACUCGGGAAACAAAUGGAGGUGAAGUCUUUAAAAGUAGAAUAUGAGAACGAUAUUUCACAAGUCAAGAACAAGGAAAAGGAACCUGGGAUGAUAGUUGAAGAGAUGGUACUGAAGAUGAUAGUUCAAAAAUCGACAAAAAAGUUUUUGUUUGCACGAUGUUAUAAAGAAGUUGUAGAUUUCCUAUUUAGUUUGUCCUUGAUCCCACUUGGAGGAGUGGAGAGACUUCUGGCAAGCAACUCCUCGUCGAAAUGCAUUAACAAUUUGGAAGUUUCUUACAGGACCAGGUAUGUUCUUGGUAUCGGAUGAUCUGACUAUUCAACCAUUCUACAUAUCCUCGGUAUUAUGCAAUAAACAUGGGAUUUCAACAUUUGAUAUAGAGGAAUUUGACCUAAAAAUCGGCAAGGAAGAGGCUUUAAACAUAUUGAAGGCUUCGCUGACAUCAAAGUUUGCUUUGACCAACGGACUGUUGCAUCCCCUUCUCAACGUGCCGGUGGAAUCCUAAGCUUCUUUCUUUCUUUUAAGCAGUCUUCACUAGCUUUUCCCUUGCAUGUCCAACUCUGUUGGUGUGCAUAUAUUUUGUUGUUGUUUGAGAAAAUAUAUUUGUGUUUUGGAAAAUGUGGUGGAUUAGAUAUUUGAUACUUCCAUGUAUUAAAAGACACUAGAAUAACUGUCAUAAA
Messenger RNA from Salvia hispanica, 1413 nucleotides. The record is from RefSeq and is a predicted model, not a curated record. Lineage: Eukaryota; Viridiplantae; Streptophyta; Magnoliopsida; Lamiales; Lamiaceae.